AUGUCCGCCGAAAUGAAAGGGGAGUUGGAAACCUGGGUGAGGAACGUCGGGGACCACACGUCCGACCCGGAGAAGUUUGUGGCCGGCAGCUUUGGGCGGCACUUCCCGGCCUGGCAGAAGUUGCUGAAAGACUCCAAACGGGAGUCCUCGAAACGGGUCCUUAAGAUGCUCGCUGCGGGGAUAAAACCUCAGUUUGUGGGCACCGAAGACGCGGAGCCCAAGAAACGCGAGCAAGUCGAAUUCCGGAACCACCAGUCCUUUUACGACAACGCCCCGUUCGCAGUGGGGGAAGCAGUCAAGAUGGUCCAAAACGGUACCCUGCACGUGUACGGCCCGGGAGACGGCAAGCCUAAGGUGGUCAACCCACUCGGAGUGGUUAACCUCCCCAAGGGGCGGCUGGUGGUAAACGCCCGCUACGUCAACCUGUUUUUUAAGAAGCACGCUUUCAAGUACGAGACGCUGCGCGAGGUCCUCACGUUUCUGACGCAGGCCUCCUUCUUCACGACCUGGGACUUCAAGGCCGGGUACUACCACGUCUUGAUUAACCCGGCCUACCGCAAGUACUUCGGGAUCAAGAUCGGAGAAGUCUACAUGCACUACAACGCGAUGUGCUUCGGGUGGUCGGAGGCUUGCUUCCUCUACACUCUCCUCACCCAGGAGCUGAGUAAGGAGAUCCGAUUGCGAGCGGUGCCCGUCUCGAGCUACCUCGACGACGGGCUAACAGGGGACGUCGACUUCUAUCGCUGUCUGUGGGCGACGGUCUUCAUCAUCAAACUGCUGACGCUGUGCGGCGCCGUCUUCAGCAUCCCCAAGUGCAACCUCUGGCCGCAACAAGAGGGGCCUUGGCUGGGGUUUCUCAUUGAGACGGUAGCCCAGCGCUUCUCCGUAGCCCCUGCCAAAAUGGAGAAGCUACGGACGGCGCUAAGGGGUUUGGCGGAGAGCGCUGACGUCACGCCACGAGAGCUUGCCAAGGCAGCCAAACGGACAGCGGAGUUGUUUCUGCAGCGGCUGCCGGAAUGGAACGGCAGGCGCUGGUUCCCGCGCUGCGUAAUGGCGGAGGCUGGUUUGGACGCAUCAGAGACCGGCUUCGGGGGCACCAUCCAGGUCCCCGGGGGCGAAAAGCUCACGGUUGUCGGAACCCUCGCGGAGGAGGAGAGGAGCAUGUCCAGUACGGCCAGGGAAACGGUGGCGUUCCUACGAGUGCUGACGGAAGCCUACGAGCGAGCGGGGGAGGUGCUGCGGGGAGCGGCGGUGCUGCUAAAGGGAGACAACCAAGGGGCGGUUAGGGCAGUGAACGCAAUGAACAGCCGCGCCCCUGACGUUAACGCCGCGCUCAGACAGCUGUUUGAGCUGUGCGCGGAGGGGGACUUCGACGUGGUGGCUCAGUGGAAGCCGCGCGCAGAGAUGCAGGAGGAGGACGACCUCAGCAAGUUCCAGGAGAGCUCCGACUGGGGGUUGAGUGCGGAGCGGGUGCGCAGGAUCCUGGGGGAGUUCGGCGUGGAGCCCGCACUGGAUCUGUUCGCGUCGGACACGUGGCACGUGUCCGAUCGGUUCUUCAGCCAGCACAUCACCCCCGGCUGCCUCGGAGCGGACGCGUUGCGGGUCGACUGGCGGGACCUGCUUGCACCCGGAGAGAUAUCUUGGAUUUUUCCGCCAGUACUUGACUCCUUAGCGAGGUCGUAA
Klebsormidium nitens is the source of this 1683-nucleotide messenger RNA. Lineage: Eukaryota; Viridiplantae; Streptophyta; Klebsormidiophyceae; Klebsormidiales; Klebsormidiaceae. The record is from the annotation of a GenBank genome assembly.